CUGCAAGCUGAGAAAAGAAGACUCUCACGAUGACUGAGGAUCAGCGCUUUGUAAUCAGCGCCCGCAUCAUUGGAGCCGUCCACAGGGACACACCAAAACUCAAGAUGUUCAUGAUAUGUCUGCUGUGGUCUGAUGGGGCUGAGGUGAUAAUCUACAGAUCUUUCCAGGAUUUCAAGAACUUUCAUAGGCAGCUGAAAAAGAGAUUUCCUCACAUGAACCCUUUUCGGAAAAACGACAGAGUGAUCCCCAAAUUUCAAGGAAAGGCCAGGAAGAGCAGCCUGCAGCAGAAAGGUUCCAGGCGAUCUAUCCAGCGCAUGAAGUUUUUGGAGAGCUACUGCGAGAAACUGCUCAAGUGCGACCAGACGGUGACUCAGAGCUCAGAGGUCACGCAGUUCUUCACGCCCAAAGACCACGACCUGCAGCCUGACUUCACCAAGAACAGCGUCAUGAUCAUGCUGUCUGAUGAUCUGCCUGAUGAAUCCGGUAGUGGAGUUUCCACUCGCCAGCCUGCAGGCAUUGUCAGCCAGCCGUUGGUCACCCAGACGCACCGCUGCGUGGCCGCCUACGAGACGAAGGACACCAACAAUCGUCCAUUUAAGGUCGCUGUGGACGAGAAGCUGGAUGUACUGAUCAAAGACCCUGCAGGCUGGUGGAUGGUGGAAAACGAGGAGAAGCGCCUGGCCUGGUUUCCUGCUCCCUAUCUGGAGCUAUGGGAUGCAGAGGAUGAUGAUGAUGUCGACGACGCCAGAUUCCAGCUGGGAGGUUCCCUGUAUUGUGCGGUGAGGAAUUACUCCACUAAGAAGGAGGAUGAGGUGUCUGUGCCCAUUGGCUCCGUGGUGGAGGUGCUGAGGAAGUCUGACAACGGCUGGUGGCUCAUCAGAUUCAAUGGCAAGGCAGGUUACAUCCCCUCCAUGUACCUGAGGCCAUACAACAACCCACGUACUGGCCUCUUCAACUUGCAGAGGAAGAUGCAUAGCUCUACUCUCAACCUGGCAUCCAGCAGUGCACCUCAGGCCUCUUAUUCACCCGGCACCAACCCAGAAUGGGAUUCUGCAGGUCAGUACAGAGGGCAGACCCCCGCGCCUGGGCGGUUCCACAAGUCCCAAUCUCUGGACGUCCUGUCUGAGACCUUGUCACAGCCACAGACGGAGAGGGACGCUCUGACCUCAGACGGGCGCGUGCGCAAAACGAGCAUCGCCAGCACCGAGUCCAGCCUGUCCGGCUUCUCCUCGAGCAGCGGAUCCAGCCACUCGGACAGCUCCACUAGCCCCACCGCAGCCUCACGCCAGCCUAGGAACGUCGGGGACAGUGGGCACAGUAGCCCUGAGCUCAGCCUGUCCGAUGGCCGCAGCUUCAGCAUUAGCUCCGAGGGCUCUCGAUCGAUCGGAUCCGACGGCAGCGAGGGAGCUCCGAGGGUCCCGCCCAGACCCAAGACUGAUGAGAUCCUGACCCGCUGCACCACCAUGACCCGCAAAGCAGCCCUGGCCUCCCAGAGCCAGCUUCGAAUUCAGCCACAGGCCAAUCAAAGCCACCGUCGCUGACAGUUUACAAAACAAAGACUGAUGUAUCUAUGUAUUUCCUGUUUAUUGAAACAUUUUUGAUUUUAUUAGAGAUAUAUGCACUUUGAAGAGACAGAUUCCAACAAACAAUGAUCAAAUUGAGCAUGUUGUUGAAUAUUUGACUAAUGUAUUUGACUAAUGUAGCUUCAAUGAAGCACUGUAAGGAGCAAGUAAAAACGAAUUGUUAUAUAGUAUUACAAUAUUUCCUCUAGCUUUAAGCUUGAAUAAAACAAUAAUCAAGCAAUGUGAUGAAGUUGAAGAGAUUACAUAUUUACACACUAUAUUGUUUACCUUUUUUCUCUUUACCAACAGUAAAACAGAAAAUAUAUUGUAUACCUUCUCUUUGAGGUAUCAUUCCUAGCAAUACCUUAACUUUUUAACUAAACAUUAAAAGUUUAUAUACUGCUUACGAAUACUUUCUGCUGAUGGACAAUUGUGAACAUACUGCGUUUGACAAGUGAAGUUCUUUUGAUCAACUUCCAUAUGUGCCGGGUGUGGU
Hippoglossus stenolepis (Pacific halibut) is the source of this 2058-nucleotide messenger RNA. Its product is annotated as NADPH oxidase organizer 1. Lineage: Eukaryota; Metazoa; Chordata; Actinopteri; Pleuronectiformes; Pleuronectidae. Gene Ontology annotation, biological process: superoxide anion generation. The transcript is spliced from 8 exons. The coding region runs from base 30 to 1541 and encodes 503 amino acids. The record is from RefSeq and is a predicted model, not a curated record. Gene Ontology annotation, molecular function: superoxide-generating NADPH oxidase activator activity; phosphatidylinositol binding; protein binding.